AUGACAUCACUCAAACUUCGAUAUGGUCUCCCCAACAUGCCAGUGCAGCUGCCGAAGGUCACUCGUUCCCUCCUCAAGCCACUAUGCGCUUUACUGAAACUGCUCUUUGUGCUCCUCAAAACUGCACUGCCACUACUAUUACCAGUCCUGCUGCUGCUAACAACAGAAUGCGUUGAAGCUCCCAGAGAGGUGCGAAUAGUCAUGUGUUCCAACAUUAUCCAUGUCUUUCUUGGUGUCGCUGUCAUCUCUCGCCUUCGAGCACAGCAACACUGCCAACCGUUUAUACCACAUACACCAUCUGUCACCUGA
This is a messenger RNA of Trypanosoma grayi, 309 nucleotides long. RefSeq lists its product as hypothetical. NCBI's taxonomy places the organism in Eukaryota, Euglenozoa, Kinetoplastea, Trypanosomatida, Trypanosomatidae. The transcript has a single exon. The record is from RefSeq and is a predicted model, not a curated record. The coding region runs from base 1 to 309 and encodes 102 amino acids.